CGCUGAAAUUCCAUUUCAAUAUCAAACUUUAAAAUGUUGUUUAUACCUAACAAAUGUAGUAUGUUGUCACAAUUUUGUUAAAAGAGUUUUUUUGGUGUCGUGAGCAGCAUACUCAAAUAAUCGCAGGCAUAGUAGUGAGCAGCAUACCAGACUUCAAAUAAAAAAAGAAGCGACUGCGCAAUUAGCUUGAAUUCAAAUUUAAAUCAAUUGAUAGAAAAUAACGAAAAUGAAUACACCGGGCGUCAGCCUGUUCCAAGGCGCCGAGACAAUGAAGGUCAAUUCAACACUGGAGCGACAGGAAGAGGAGGAAGCGCUGCAAGAUCAAAAACGCCGCGAAGCGGAGCUGGGGAAUUUAUUGGAAAAUGCUUUUGAUGAUUUGGAAGACGACGAGGACGAGAGCACAGUUGACUCGACAACAAAUUUUCCGUCGAACAUACUGCCGCCGCCUCUGCCCCUUCUGCCCGCGCUGUCGGAACAGCAGCAGCUGCAACAGCAGCCGCAACAACAAUUGGACUACGUGAAUGCCAGCGACAUGCAUAAGCUUAAAAUGUUACUGGAGUCCAAGACGCAUGAGCUUAACAAUAUCAACAAGCUGGCGUCGGAUGCCCGCACGAAAGCCCAUGAGUUGCAAAAGCGUUUGAGCAUGGCAGAGGCUGAGCUGGAGCGGGCUCGGCUGGAGAAACAGCACACCCAUGAACUGCUCGUGGAGAGCAAGGAGAAGUGCUCGAAUCUGGACAAUAAUAUAGAGAAGCUUCGCGGUGAAAAGAAGGCACUGGAAACAGAGAACACACAACUAGUUGGUAAGCUGGAGACGGUUCAAACCGUUCUGGACGAUGUACAGCGUAAAUAUGACAUGGUGGAGCGGGAUAAGCAUAGACGAGACGAUCGCAAUGUUGAAUUACGGGUGAAGCAGCUGGAGGAUCAUCAUAGUGCUCAAACCGAACUCAGUCAGCGCCAGUUAAGUCAAAUCUCUGAUCAACUAGACAAAAAGCAACAGGAACUGGAUCAAAUGCAUAUGCGAUACAAUGCCUUGCAUAAGAGCCAUGAGAACAUGCUCUUGGAGAAGGCCCAAAAGAUAAAUGAGCUAAAUGAGGCAUUGGAUGUUGCGCAGCGUCGCUCCAAUCAGCUGGCGGUCAAACAAAACUAUGAGACUGAGUGCACACGUCAGAAGCAAUGCAUUGUCGAUCUGCAUGGACAGAUUGCCCAGAUGGAGCAGACAAUUGCAGAGCUGACGGAUCGUCUGAAUGGCACCACAGCCGAAAUGGAUUUAAUGGAUACACUUAUACAACAGCAUCAGUCUGAAUCAGAGACACCCAAUCGUCUGCCGUCACAUCUGUCAGGGAGCACUCCAUUAAAUCCAGCUGAACGUAUGUCCAAGUUCAAGCAGGAUUUCUAUCGCACGUUUGCCAUGAUGAAGAGCAAACGGGAGGAGGUGCGCAAGUUGGAGAAACAGUUGGAAGAUCGCACUAACGAAUUACGCAAGCUGCGGGAAGCGGAGAACAAAAUGUUGGUGCAGUUGGAAACAUUGAGGGAUGAGAAGAUGCGUUUGGAGAAUCGGUUUAAGGUGUUGCAGGAGCAAUUGGAAGAACGCCAGCACAAUUCAUCUCUGAGCACUUCGAAGCUGCAAAGUGAAUUGGACACAGUGAUAGCCGAACGUGAUGCACUGCGUCAGAAAACGCAAGACCAAGCUGUUGAACAUCAGAAACUCGACAAGCAUCUUAAACAAGUGCAAUUGGAUUUGGAUGAACUGCAGCAGGAACACGAGAAUCUAAAGCGCAAACAUAAUCAACUCAUCGAUGACAAUCGUGAACUACGUGUGCGUUCCACCGCUGAUACCUUGCGUCUGGAGCUGGAGCGGCACAAGAUAUUGCUAAAGGAUGCACAGGGUGAGGUGGACCGCUUGAAAAAAUUAUAUUCGGACAUUUCCAACGACAAGGAGAGUCUAAAUUAUCAGCUACGUAAGUUGUCGGAAACGGAUACCAUUAAGGAGCUGCAGGAGCAGCGUCAACAUUUGUCCCAACUCCAGCGGAAUCUGCAGCUGGCAGAGCUCAAGUCACAGGAGCUAGCGAAGAUACUCGCCACGGAGAAGCUUCAACACGAGCGAGAGCUGGAAACUGCGCGCGAAAAAUGGGAGCGCCAGAAGAACGAAGAAGAGUUGGCCAAGACCAAAGCCAAAGAAGGUUCCAACAAUUGCAGCAAAUGCGGUGAUCAGUUGGCUGAGAUCACCAAGAUGGAAAUCCAAGUGCUUAAGUUGCAGAAUUUAAACUCGAUGCAGUCCAAGAAAUUGGACGAGCUGACAAGUGAACUGGAGCAAUCAAAGACACUCAAGCUGGAGUUGGAGGUGAAGAUGAAGGAGGUACAGGAACAGGCAGAACUCCAAGAGCAUUUCAGUCCCAUUAAGCAGUCGGCCUGUACCUCUGACGGAGCUGGUGAUGGUGCUCAUGUUGGAGCCUCACCAGCAUCGCCAGAGAUUAGCCAAGCGCGGAUCAAGCAAAUCGAACAACGGGUUCGGGAUGAGAUGGCCAAGUUAUUUGCCGCCGAGUUGAAACGCUAUACAACGCGAAUGCAGCAGUCGGAGGAGCGAAGCUUGUGUCUCCAUCGGGAGUAUCAAUUGGUCUGUCGGGACUUACAGCAACGCCAAACGGAGGUGGAGCUGCUGAAGCAAACGAUACUCGCUGAACGGGAACAAAUGCAGGAGCUGCUGGGCGAGAAGGAUGAGAAACACAAACAAAUGCUGCAAAAGUGCCGCAACGAGCUGCAAGCGAAGAGUCAACGGAUUAACGACUUGAUCCGAGAAAUGGAUGAACAGCAUGCGAGCAUCGAAUCAGAGCGUCGUUCCAUGAAGACUGUAAUGGCCGAAUGGGACAAACAGAAACAAUCCAUCGAAGAGGUGGAAGAGCAUUGGCGCAACCAGGUUCAAACACUGCGCGAAGCCCACGAGGAGGCGCUGCAAGCCGUCCAACAGCGUUACCAAAGCGCCAAGCGAACUGCGCAGAAUUACAAGAUAUACGCCGAGGAUAAGGAUGCGCACAUGAAGCGAGAGUAUGACCGAAUCAAGCAGGAAUAUCAUAACUCCCUCACCAAAAUUGAGGCAACAAUGCAAAAGCAUUUCCAGCGCAAAAGCCGCGAGCUAGAGAAUCAAGAAAAGCGCAAAGACAAUGAUAAGGAAAAUGAACCCUGCAAUCGUUAAUUAUAAUCUAUGUUUAGUCAAUUGUUUAUACAUAAUUCAUAACUACUUAUACAAUUGUUUUAUAUGCACAUGAAUAGAUUUAUUCCAUAUCGAUGUAUUCCAACUAGUGUUGUCAGUACAUCUUUUUCUACUCAAAAUUGUACUGAUUAAAAUAAUGGGAUGAUUGGUUUCCAAAUUAUUAAAUCAUGAUGAUUCUGUUAA
Molecule: messenger RNA, 3391 nt
Organism: Drosophila innubila
Lineage: Eukaryota; Metazoa; Arthropoda; Insecta; Diptera; Drosophilidae
Gene: asl
Product: trichohyalin
Exons: 3
Coding region: 227-3190 (987 amino acids)
Source: RefSeq, a predicted model, not a curated record